AUGCAGCGCGCGCUGUCACAGAGCAGCCUGCACGACGCCACCCCCGGCUCGCCCCGCCUCACGCUGUCCGGAAACGCUCGCAGCUGCGGAAGAACACCGGAAAACGACCCUCUCUCCUUCUUCAACCCCUUACACCACACACACACAGUCUGGCGCACGCGCAGGCUCUGCGCCUGCGCACUCGUCAGUCUCCGCUUGCAAGCCUGGGAGGAGCCCGGGCUUCGGGCUAGUGCCCUGGCGGGGGUGUGGGGCCUGUCAGUUCCCGCGGUAACCCCUCUCGUGCGAGGCCCUCGGCGUCGGUCUCGUCCGCCUGCGCCACCCGCCACUCGAUCUCAACCGGCCAUCGGCGGAGGGGCAGGAGCGGUGCUCGGUAGACUGGGGCAGCGCCCGCCCGGAGGGAGGUGGGGACAGUGCUGUGGCCACCGGAGAGCCCAGCUGUCCGAACGGUCUGUCCGGCUUUGGGACCGUCAGGCCGUUUCCCCAGGCAGACCCAGUCCCCUUCCUUGGGCCUCCAGUAGGGUGAGCUGGGAGAGCCGCCCCGCCCCCGCCCCAUUCAUUCCCUGGACGCCCGCAGAGAGCUGGCAGUCAGAUACCCUGGAUCACUAUGGCGAUCGUGGAGAAUCAGUUCACAUGUGUUCUGUCUCAGAAGCAGCAGCUGGACAGGAACAUACUCUCCCCCUUGUGAACAUUAACAGAGGGAAGUGUAAACAUGUUUAACUAUGGGUCCAAAUUGAAGAAAGAUAUUUAAGUCAUUAUGGGGAGGUAGACAGUCCUCUCUUCACAGUUGUGCAAAGUCUCCAAGUAA
This is a messenger RNA of Onychomys torridus (southern grasshopper mouse), 805 nucleotides long. RefSeq lists its product as uncharacterized. Bases 1 to 717 code for a protein of 238 amino acids. The record is from RefSeq and is a predicted model, not a curated record. The transcript has 3 exons. NCBI's taxonomy places the organism in Eukaryota, Metazoa, Chordata, Mammalia, Rodentia, Cricetidae.